AUAAAAAAGGUUUCUUCGUCUCUCACUUUGCUGGCCAGAAGAGUGAAAACCCUAACUACCAAGAGGACGAUGGCGGCAUCGAGCAUGAAUGCAUCUGGGAACGGCGGUUCAAAGAAACCAAAUGGGUUCAAGGAAUUUGUUGAAAGUCUAGCUGCUGUGAAGUCAGAUCUUAAAAACAUGAGUACGGAGGAGCUGCGUGAACUGAAAGAGCUGUUGAAAAAUGUGGUGCUUAGGGCGAGGGAAGAGCUGGAGAAGCGUAUGGAGCAGCCCUAAUAUGUCUCCGUUUGCUGGUUUAAUGUCUUCAUGGGUCGUUGAAAAUUAAGUAGUUAAUGACUGAUUAGUAUGUAAUGUCUUUGGCUUUACGGCCUCUAGUUGGAUCUAUAUAUGUUUAUUUUGAUUGAUGUUUGAUGUUUUCUUAUCUC
This is a messenger RNA of Arabidopsis lyrata subsp. lyrata, 422 nucleotides long. RefSeq lists its product as uncharacterized. The transcript is spliced from 2 exons. The record is from RefSeq and is a predicted model, not a curated record. NCBI's taxonomy places the organism in Eukaryota, Viridiplantae, Streptophyta, Magnoliopsida, Brassicales, Brassicaceae. The coding region runs from base 70 to 273 and encodes 67 amino acids.